GGUGGCCAUGGUAGAUGCCACUACGAUUCUCCUGAUUGUUGUAACCAUUCUGACUGCAGUAUUCGUUUGGUCCCGUCGUACCUAUGUUUACUGGCAGCGUCGACGUGUUAAAUUUGUUCGGCCCCACCACCUGCUCGGCAACCUCAAAGAUGUCAUCAAAAUGCAAAAUUCUUUUGCACUGCAGCUGCGCGACUACUAUUUUAAUGAGCGAUUCGUGCGCGAGCCACUAGUCGGAAUUUAUCUGUUCCAUCAACCGGCUCUGCUGCUGCGCGAUCUGCAGGUGAUACGUCAGGUUUUGGUUGAGGAUUUUGUGAAUUUCUCACAUCGGUUUUCGAAAUGUGAUCGGCAUCAGGAUAAAAUGGGAGCAUUGAAUUUAUUUUUUGCCCGCAAUCCAGAGUGGCGUGAUAUCAGGACGAAAAUGUCUCCCGUCUUCUCCACGGGAAAGCUGAGGCAAAUGUUUUCGUUAAUGGAAGAGAUUGGCUACGAUCUUGAGACAUAUUUGGCUAAACUUACCAAAGAUAUGAAACGCAACAACAGCGAUGGACCCAUAGUACAGAUCAAGGACAUCUGCGAUCUCUAUAACACCGAUAUGAUUGCCAGCAUUGCAUUCGGCCUGAAAAGCUAUUCACUGCGUAACACCAUGCGUUCUCAGUUGGGUGGGCAUAGUCGUGAGAUGUUCGUCAUCUCUUAUCGACGAGCCGUUGACCUCUGCCUUAUCUUUAUUAUACCCAAGUUAGUUAAAUUUCUACGACCCCAACUGUUUACCUCUGAACAUACCGAAUUUAUACGCCGUUUAGUUAUCGGCGUCUUGGAGGACCGUGAGCGUAACGGCAUCUUACGCAAUGAUCUCAUUGAAACUCUGUUGACAUUCAAAAAGGAGGCCGAACUCAAUCCGGACAAAUCGCAUUUUGCCCAUCAACAAGAAUAUCUGGUGGCCCAGGCGGCGGUUUUCCAGCUGGCUGGAAUUCAAACGUCCUCGUCCACUUUGGCAUUUGCCCUGUACGAAUUGGCCCGCCAACCGAAGUUACAGGAACGUUUGCAUUUAGAAAUCACCGCAACUCUAGGCGAUUUGAAUGGUAACGAAUUGGAUUACGAACAUGUCGAACGUAUGACCUAUUUGGGUAUGGUGGUCGAUGAGACGCUGCGCAAAUACCCGAUUGUGCCAUUUUUGGAGAGAGAAUGCACGCCAUUGAAUCGCAAGAGAUUUGUAUCAUUCCGUCCAAAUGCUGAAUGUAUGGCCAGACGAGGCAUGCCUGUGUACAUAUCUAAUUUAGCUUUACAUUAUGAUCCUCAGUAUUGGCCUGAACCCGAACUCUUUGAUCCGGAACGUUUUUCGCCGGAACAAAAGAAAUCUCAUAAACCCAUGACAUAUCUGCCAUUCGGCGCUGGACCCCAUCAGUGUAUUGCCCAGCCAUUCGCCCUGUUGCAGGUGAAAUUGGGCCUCAUACAUUUCUUGAAGCAUCAUCGCGUUGAAUGCUGUGAUAAGACUGUCAAUAGCAUCAAGUUUGAUAAGCGUUACGCUCUCUUAACGCAAGAGGGUGGUAUUUACUUAAAGCUUGUUGAAAUUUAG
Musca vetustissima is the source of this 1570-nucleotide messenger RNA. RefSeq names its product probable cytochrome P450 6v1 (gene Cyp6v1). NCBI's taxonomy places the organism in Eukaryota, Metazoa, Arthropoda, Insecta, Diptera, Muscidae. Bases 8 to 1570 code for a protein of 520 amino acids. The record is from RefSeq and is a predicted model, not a curated record. The transcript is spliced from 3 exons. Gene Ontology annotation, molecular function: monooxygenase activity; iron ion binding; oxidoreductase activity, acting on paired donors, with incorporation or reduction of molecular oxygen. Gene Ontology annotation, biological process: response to DDT; insecticide catabolic process.